Molecule: messenger RNA, 3280 nt
Organism: Nymphaea colorata (pocket water lily)
Lineage: Eukaryota; Viridiplantae; Streptophyta; Magnoliopsida; Nymphaeales; Nymphaeaceae
Exons: 17
Coding region: 392-2923 (843 amino acids)
Biological process (GO): cell adhesion; proteolysis
Cellular component (GO): cytoplasm; membrane
Molecular function (GO): metalloendopeptidase activity
Source: RefSeq, a predicted model, not a curated record
UACAGUGAUGCAAUUUCUCGUCUACAAAAAAAAAGUCAGGUGAAAGACUGAGGGGGACGGUCUUCUCGCCCUUUCUCUCUCUCUCUUUCUCUCGGUUGGUGCUGCUGCCCAUUACCGGAGAAGGGGAGGCGCGGUUUUCCGGGGUGGUCGGUUUUCGGCGCGGUCGAUGUCGCCGGAGACUCGAGGUUGGAUCGUCCGGCCGGGCGUGGCAGGGGUCGCAGUCGGUGAGUUCUUGGGAGCAGGGGCGGCUUGCGGGAGGUUGGUGGGAUGGUGGUGCUGAGCGGGCUCGGAGGAGCCGCUGGUAGUUGGUGCCGAACAGAUCGGAGAGGCGGGUUCGGAGGGUCGGAAGGGGGUGGGUUCGGAGGAGGAUGCGGAAGUUGGGGCGGUCGUGAUGGCGGUGAAGCUCGUUCGGUGCUUACUGUCGGUGGAGAAUGGCCGUCACAGAUCUUGCUGCUUAGUUGUUUCCAUUUUUAAGAUUUUGUUAGUUUUGGUAUGCAUUGAAGGCACUGUUUGUAGAAUAGAAGAGAGCUGGUCAAAGCACCUAGCCACAGAAUCAGGGGCUCAAAAUGGCCUAUCGCAUUCUUGCAUCCAUGAUGAAAUAUUGCAUCAGAGGCGUCGCUAUGGAAGGAAAGAGUAUUCUGUUACUCCACAAGUAUACCAAGAAAUUAGUUACUUGAAAAUUCACAGGAAAGGAAGGGGUUUGCUUGAAGCUUCUGAAACAGAAGUUCAACAAGAUUUAAGGCAACCCAUAAGAAUAUAUCUGAACUAUGAGGCGGUCGGGCAUUCCCCUGAUCGUGAUUGUCGUGGUGCUGGUGAUAUUGUGAAGCUUGGUGAACCACCUGCAUCUUUAGUUCCUGGCAUGCCAGCAUGCAACCCACAUGGAGAUCCUCCAGUGUUUGGUGACUGCUGGUAUAACUGUACAAUUGAUGAUGUAACUGGGGAGGACAAGAAACAUCGACUGCGCAAGGCAUUGGGGCAGACAGCUGAUUGGUUCAGAAGAGCCUUGUCUGUUGAACCUGUUAAGGGGAACUUGCGUCUCAGUGGUUAUUCUGCUUGUGGUCAAGAUGGUGGGGUGCAGCUUCCACGUGAAUACGUUGAAGAGGGAGUUGCUGGUGCUGACUUAGUUCUUUUGGUUACAACAAGACCAACAACAGGCAACACACUUGCCUGGGCUGUGGCAUGUGAACGUGAUCAGUGGGGCCGUGCAAUAGCUGGUCAUGUAAAUGUUGCUCCUCGUCACUUGACUGCUGAAGCGGAGACGUUACUUUCAGCAACACUGAUACAUGAGGUCAUGCACGUUCUAGGCUUUGACCCCCAUGCUUUUGCACAUUUUCGAGAUGAGAGGAAAAGAAGACGUACUCAGGUUACAGCACAAGUGAUGGAUGAAAAGCUUGGGCGGGUGGUAACACGUGUUGUCCUUCCACGUGUUGUGAUGCAUUCUAGAUACCAUUACGGGGCAUUUUCAGAAAAUUUCACUGGGCUGGAAUUGGAAGAUGGAGGAGGAAGGGGAACGUCAGGGUCUCAUUGGGAGAAAAGACUCCUGAUGAAUGAGAUCAUGACUGGGUCUGUAGAUACAAGAUCAGUUGUUUCAAAGAUGACACUUGCUUUAUUGGAAGAUAGUGGGUGGUAUGAAGCAAAUUACAGCAUGGCAGAUCAUCUUGAUUGGGGUCGCAAUCAAGGAACUGAAUUUGUAACCUCUCCUUGCAAUCAAUGGAAAGGGGCUUACCGGUGUAAUACAACUCAGGUUUCUGGCUGCACGUAUAACAGGGAAGCAGAAGGUUAUUGCCCUAUUAUUAGCUAUGGUGGGGACUUGCCAGUCUGGGCUCGCUAUUUCCCACAGCCUAAUAAAGGUGGCCAGUCAUCAUUAGCUGAUUAUUGCACAUAUUUUGUCGCUUACUCUGAUGGUUCAUGCACGGACACAAAAAGUGCAAGAGCACCUGACAGGAUGUUGGGUGAAGUACGGGGCCCGAACUCCAGAUGCAUGUCAUCAACUUUGGUGCGCACUGGGUUUGUUCGUGGUUCCAUGACACAAGGCAAUGGUUGUUAUCAGCAUCGGUGCACAAAAAAAUCCCUUGAGGUUGCUGUUGAUGGGGUCUGGAAGGUAUGCCCUGAAGGUGGUGGGCCAGUUCAAUUCCCGGGUUUUAAUGGUGAACUGAUCUGUCCUGCUUAUCAUGAACUAUGUAACAGUAUGGCAUUGCCCAUCACUGGUCAGUGCCCAAGCUCAUGUUCCUUCAAUGGUGACUGUAUUGAUGGAAAAUGCCAUUGUUUCCUCGGUUUUCAUGGCCAUGAUUGCAGAAAAAGAACUUGUCCAAACAACUGCAGUGGUCAUGGCAAGUGUAACUCCCAUGGUGUCUGUGAGUGCACCAAGGGACGUACUGGCAUCGAUUGCUCAACUGCUGUUUGUGAUGAACAGUGCAGCCUGCAUGGUGGUGUGUGCGAUAAUGGUGUAUGUGAAUUUCGAUGCUCCGAUUAUGCUGGUUAUACUUGCCAGAAUAGUUCUACCCUUCUUCCCAGCCUUUCAGUAUGUGGAGAUGUGCUUGGUCGAGAUGCCACUGGUCAACAUUGUGCUCCUAGCGAGUCAAGUAUCCUGCAGCAGCUAGAAGCGGCUGUGGUUAUCCCAAACUACAACAGGUUGAUUCCUGGUGGCAGGACAAUAUUUAGCAUACUAGAUGAUGGAUACUGUGCAGCUGCGGCAAAACGACUUGCUUGUUGGAUAUCAAUUCAAAAGUGUGAUAAGGAUGGUGACAAUCGCCUAAGAGUUUGUUACUCAGCAUGUCAGUCCUAUAAUGCAGCAUGUGGUGCAUUCCUAGAUUGCUCAGACCAGACCCUGUUCAGCGGUGAGGAGGAAGGUGAAGGGCAGUGUACUGGAUUUGGAGAGAUGCGGCCAUGGUGGCUUCGAAGAUUCAAGCGUUUCUAUUCAUGACAACUGCCCGGAGCCUCUGUUUUACUCUACACCUUUUAGGUGUCUGUAAAUUAUAUCUGUAGGUUUACAUUUUGUUCGUAGGCAUAGUCGCACUCUGUUAAUACAGCAGUGCUCAUUCCAAACAGUCCCUCAAAAGUGAGAGGAUUGCUUGUUGUCUAAUUUAAUUUGGGCUUUUUAAGAACAGUCCAAAUUGCGGAAGAGCUUUAUCAGGAAUUAGUGUGCUUCCUGGGCCUAUUAAGGAGCAGGCUGGGGACUAGUACCUACUUGCCCAAUACCGAGCUUGAAAGGUUUCAUGUAUGAAUUUGUAAUUGAAGCAAAUGAAAUUUCUUCAUUAUGACAAACGAUGCCCUUUCUUCA